UUGUCUGUUCAACAUUUUUCGGGUCGUUUCGGUCGUUUCGGCAAGAAACAGAAGAAGAAGAAAGAAGAAGAAGAAGAAGAAUUCCUGGGUGUUGUUCAAAAAGAAGCGCAUUGCAAAUUGCAUUCCCAAAAAACAACUACCAAUCUUGGUCAGUUUCGAAAUGAAUUGGCUGAUGCCCUUCGGAAUAUGGGAUCAACCAAAGGUAGCAAAAUAGGAAGGCGAAGUAAUGCCUUUCUUGACGAGGAAUUACAGGCAAAGAAACAAAAAGGUCCUAGUCAUCCAUUUCAAGUAUUGAUGUAA
Molecule: messenger RNA, 300 nt
Organism: Danaus chrysippus (African queen)
Lineage: Eukaryota; Metazoa; Arthropoda; Insecta; Lepidoptera; Nymphalidae
Source: the annotation of a GenBank genome assembly